AUGACCUCGACAGGCGGCGGCUUCACACCAGACACAGGCGUGCAGGCGAACUUGCGCCAAGCCUCAGGCGGAGCGCACCCGGGAAGCUGGCGGUGCGGGCAGCGAGCGGGCCCUGAGCUGACAGAUCCAGGGCUUGGCCAGGACUGUGGACUAGCGGACCGGCGAGUGCAGGGCGCAGCCAUGAUCACUUCAGCCGGAGUGGGGCCGAGUGACCACCUGGGCAUCCCUUCCAGCCACACCCCCGUGCCAGGACUGGGCCGGGCUCCUGGGCGGUCGCUGGCCCGCAGGAAGGGUUCCUUUCUUCUCCCGGUCCCCUUCUUGGUCAAGGGACCCCCUAAUGCUCCCCCUCGGGUGUUCCGAACAGGGUGGGCCCCAGUGCCAUCAGAAGAUAUAAAGCAGUUUCGGAAUAAAGUAUUGAGAGUCCUGGUUAAAAUCUACAUGAACUUGGAAAAGCCCGAUUUCAUCAAUGUUUGUCAGUGCUUAAUUUUCUUAGAUGACCCUCAGGCCGUGAGUGAUAUCUUAGAAAAGCUGGUGAAGGAAGACAACCUGCUGAUGGCCUAUCAGAUUUGUUUUGAUUUGUAUGAAAGUGCUAGCCAGCAGUUUCUGUCAUCUGUAAUCCAGAAUCUUCGAACUGUUGGUACCCCCAUUGCUUCUGUGCCUGGAUCUACUAAUACGGGUACUGUGCCAGGAUCAGAGAAAGACAGUGACCCUAUGGAAACGGAGGAGAAGACAGGCAGUGCACUGGUAGGGAAGACACCAGACGUGAGUCCAGAACCCAAGGACCAGACACUGAAAAUGAUAAAAAUUUUAAGUGGUGAAAUGGCUAUUGAAUUACACCUACAGUUCCUAAUACGAAAUAAUAACACAGACCUCAUGAUUCUGAAAAACACAAAGGAUGCAGUACGAAAUUCUGUAUGUCAUACAGCAACUGUAAUAGCAAACUCAUUCAUGCACUGUGGUACUACCAGUGACCAGUUUCUUAGAGAUAACUUGGAAUGGUUGGCCAGAGCCACUAACUGGGCCAAGUUUACUGCAACUGCCAGCUUGGGUGUAAUACAUAAGGGUCAUGAGAAGGAAGCAUUGCAGUUAAUGGCAACAUACCUUCCCAAGGAUACUUCUCCAGGAUCAGCCUAUCAGGAAGGUGGAGGUCUCUAUGCAUUAGGUCUCAUUCAUGCCAAUCAUGGUGGUGACAUAAUUGACUAUCUCCUUAAUCAGCUCAAGAAUGCCAGCAAUGAUAUUGUUAGACACGGAGGCAGCCUGGGUCUUGGUUUGGCUGCAAUGGGAACUGCACGUCAGGAUGUAUAUGAUUUGCUGAAAACAAACCUUUAUCAGGAUGAUGCUGUGACAGGGGAGGCAGCUGGCCUGGCCUUAGGUUUGGUUAUGUUAGGUUCUAAAAAUGCCCAGGCUAUUGAGGAUAUGGUUGGCUAUGCACAAGAAACUCAACAUGAGAAGAUUCUUCGUGGUCUAGCAGUUGGCAUUGCAUUAGUGAUGUACGGGAGGAUGGAAGAGGCUGAUGCUCUCAUUGAAUCUCUCUGUCGUGAUAAGGACCCCAUUCUUCGAAGAUCUGGAAUGUAUACUGUGGCCAUGGCUUAUUGUGGCUCUGGAAACAACAAAGCUAUUCGGCGCCUGCUACAUGUUGCUGUGAGUGACGUUAAUGAUGAUGUCAGGAGAGCAGCAGUAGAGUCACUUGGCUUCAUUUUAUUCAGAACACCUGAACAAUGUCCGAGUGUUGUUUCUUUGUUGUCAGAGAGUUACAAUCCUCAUGUGCGCUAUGGAGCUGCAAUGGCUCUGGGGAUCUGCUGUGCUGGCACGGGAAACAAGGAAGCAAUUAAUUUACUAGAGCCAAUGACAAAUGACCCUGUGAACUAUGUGAGGCAAGGGGCUCUGAUAGCUUCAGCUCUCAUCAUGAUCCAGCAGACGGAGAUCACUUGUCCAAAGGUUAAUCAGUUCCGGCAGCUGUAUUCCAAAGUCAUCAAUGACAAGCAUGAUGAUGUCAUGGCCAAAUUUGGCGCUAUUCUGGCCCAAGGCAUACUGGAUGCAGGUGGUCAUAAUGUCACAAUCUCCUUACAGUCCAGGACUGGGCACACUCAUAUGCCUUCUGUGGUUGGCGUCCUUGUCUUUACCCAGUUCUGGUUCUGGUUUCCCCUUUCACACUUCCUGUCAUUGGCCUAUACCCCUACCUGCGUCAUUGGCCUUAACAAGGACUUAAAGAUGCCGAAAGUUCAAUAUAAAUCAAAUUGUAAACCAUCCACAUUUGCAUAUCCUGCCCCUCUGGAAGUACCAAAAGAAAAAGAAAAGGAAAAGGUUUCCACUGCUGUGUUGUCUAUUACUGCCAAAGCUAAAAAAAAAGAAAAGGAAAAGGAAAAAAAGGAGGAAGAGAAGAUGGAAGUGGAUGAAGCAGAAAAGAAGGAAGAGAAAGAGAAGAAAAAGGAGCCUGAACCAAACUUUCAGCUGUUGGAUAAUCCUGCACGAGUUAUGCCUGCCCAGCUAAAGGUCUUAUCGAUGACCGAGACCUGCAGAUACCAGCCUUUCAAACCACUCUCCAUUGGAGGCAUCAUAAUCCUGAAAGACACCAGUGAAGAUGUUGAAGAACUUGUGGAACCUGUGGCAGCACAUGGCCCAAAAAUUGAAGAGGAGGAGCAAGAGCCAGAGCCCCCAGAGCCAUUCGAGUAUAUUGAUGAUUAAAGAUCAGGGGAUUUCACCUGCUCAGCUGAAGAUGUCUGUCCAGGCGCAUACUCACCUGUCUGUGAGUGGACCCACGCUAGACCUACUUGAUGCACGGAUCGUGGCCUACGCUGACUAAAGAACCUGUGUCCUGAGUCUGUGGUUGAGAAGAAGAUACACGAUUGUUGAGUGUGCUCUUUCACAGAAAUUGGUUUUCAAAGAAAUAUAUUAAAAUCUCCAGGUCAACAAGACUUUA
Messenger RNA from Onychomys torridus (southern grasshopper mouse), 2920 nucleotides. RefSeq names its product proteasome 26S subunit, non-ATPase 1 (gene Psmd1). Gene Ontology annotation, biological process: proteasome-mediated ubiquitin-dependent protein catabolic process; regulation of protein catabolic process. The coding region runs from base 1 to 2685 and encodes 894 amino acids. NCBI's taxonomy places the organism in Eukaryota, Metazoa, Chordata, Mammalia, Rodentia, Cricetidae. The record is from RefSeq and is a predicted model, not a curated record. Gene Ontology annotation, molecular function: enzyme regulator activity. Gene Ontology annotation, cellular component: proteasome complex; nucleus; proteasome regulatory particle, base subcomplex. The transcript has 23 exons.